Plasmodium gallinaceum is the source of this 6189-nucleotide messenger RNA. Its product is annotated as conserved Plasmodium protein, unknown function. NCBI's taxonomy places the organism in Eukaryota, Apicomplexa, Aconoidasida, Haemosporida, Plasmodiidae. The record is from RefSeq and is a predicted model, not a curated record. Bases 1 to 6189 code for a protein of 2062 amino acids. The transcript is spliced from 4 exons.
AUGGAUAAAAAAAGAAAAAGCAAAUUUUUUUUUUUUUUUUUAUUUUAUAUUUGUGUUUGUAACAAUAAUUUUGUAAGAAAUGUUAAUGAGAAUUAUGAUAAAUUAAAAAAUGAAUGUAAAAAUAUUUUACCAUUUUAUUUAAAUAAUCCACAACAUUCUAAUUUAUUAAACGAAAUUAAUAUAUCAAAUAAUUAUUCUAUAAGAUGGAAUGUUAAUUAUUUAUAUUUUGAGUAUUUUAAUAAUGAAAUUUUUAUAAAUUUUUAUUUACAUAGCACAUAUAUAAAAAAUGUAGAAUUAUACGAAUACACUCACAAAAAUGUGUUAAUUACAAAAAAAGACGCUAUUAAUAAUGAAAUUAAAUUUAUAAAAAUUAUUGAAUUCGAUAAAAGUAUGAAUGAAAAUAAAAAGAGAACUUUUUAUUUUGUUAUCAAUACCUCAUAUAUUCCAAAUAAUGAUAUUUGUGUAAAUAUAAUACUUGAAAUGAAUAUAAGAACCAUAGAUAACCUAAAGGAUAAAAAAAUAAAAACAAAAAAAAAUAAAUUACCACUUCACAAUAAAAAUUAUAUUAUAAUUAAAGAUAAUUAUUAUUAUGUAUCAAACGAUGAUUAUAAUUUUAAUAUAAAUGAAACAGAUGAUUAUUAUAUGGAUGAUAAAUAUAAUAAAAUUGUAAUUAUUUAUAGUAUUUUGUUUUUCAUUGAUUUUAAUAAACAUACUAAUAUAACUUUUUUUUCUCUUUUAACUCAUGAUGUAAAAAAUUUUAAAAAUAUAUUUUUUGAAUUAAAAAAAGUUAAAUUAAGUAAAAGUUACUUACAUAAUAUGAGCAUAGAAAGAAUAUUAAAAUAUGCAUAUGAUGAUAAAACAUGUAAUGACAAAUGUAUAGAGAGUAAACAUACAAAAAAUGGAAUAUUUUUGCAUACUUUAUUAGAGAAUAAUUAUGUAUAUAAGUUUCAAAUUAAAUAUAAAAUAGAUAGUAAUAAAGAAGAAAAUAUUACAACUAAUUAUAACGAAUAUAUACAUUUUAAUUUAGAAUAUUCAAUUAUUCAUAAUUCAAACGACUAUAGCUUUGUUGAUUAUAUAAGAGAACGUUUUGAUGAAUGUAUUCAUAACUCCUUUUUACCAAAUAAAAUUAUUCAAACGAAAGAAGAAAGUAUGUCAUCUAUUUUUUCAAAUAAAAAAUGUUAUGAAAAUAAAAAUAAUUGUAGUUUAUCUGAGAUUGAUGAAUUUAUAAUAUAUGGUAAAAUAAUUGAAUUAAAUGAUAAUUUCAUUUUAAAUUUUGACUCUGUUAACUUAUUUGAAGAAGAUCAAAAAAUAAACAUAAUAAUUAAUGAAGAUUCAUUGUUUAAUUUUAGUUUAACUUCUAAAUCAGAAAAUAUAUAUAUAAAUCUAUUAAAGAAAAAUGACUUUGAAAAUGUUUGUAAUACAUACUAUUUAAAUAAUAUAAACGAUUAUAAUUUAUAUGAUUAUAUAAAAAAAGAUAAAACUAAUUUCUUAUAUAAGCAUUUUAAUGAUACUUUUCAUAAUGAAAAAGAGGAAACACACAACUUAAAAAUAUUUCCUCUAGAAAAUAUUAUAUAUAUAAAUUGUGUAUUAAAAAAAGGAGAAUACGAUUUAAGGAUAACUGUAGAAAGUUUUAAUAUGAUAUGUAGUACAAAUGAGAUCAAUUUAUUAAUUCAUCCAUUGCAAAUAUAUGAAGAAAAACACAAAUGUGACCGUAUGAAUGAAAUUACUGAACUGUUUUAUUAUCAUUUAAAUAAAGAGAAUAAAGAAGAAAUAAAUAAGAGUUUGGAUGAUGACGAUUAUUCUUUAAAUAAAUCAGAGUUUAAAACUUACUACAAUUUAUAUGAAAAAAAGUGGAUAUUAAAUAAUCCAUUUUUACAUGAUUAUGAUUUUAUAGUUCUUUAUGAGAGAAAUAUAAUUGAAAAUAUUGAUGAGUUAGUUAUCACCAUAAACAAUUCAGUUUUUCUUGAUAUAUUUUUCGUAAUAGUAGAAAUCAUUAAUGGAGAAAGUUAUUAUUCUAUAUAUAAAGAAUCAAGAAAAAAAACGAAAUACAAACUUAAAUAUUAUAAUUCUUGUUCUAUAUAUAUAAUUACGCCCAAUUUACAUUAUGAACAAAAAGAUUUAUGUGGAUUUUUUUUUGUUGAUAUUGAAUUUAUAAACACGAAACAUAUUUCAGAAAAAGGAAAUCUGUAUUACAAUAAUACUAUUGAAAAAAUAAAUUAUAUCCCAAAUUUUAUUAUAGGUUAUGAUAAUUAUUUGUAUUCUAAUUUUUGUUAUAUACCUUUUUAUAAAAGGCAUUCUCUUACUAUUUAUCUACAGGAUAAUUCAAUAAUUAAAAUAAAUUGUUUUACAGAUAAUUAUAUUCAUAUUUAUGUAUUGGAUAAAGAAAAAAAAAUAUAUGAUGGAUAUAAUCAUAUUUAUUUAGAAUCAUUUACAAGAGGAGAAUAUGAAGUUAUUUUUGAAUUUAAUUCAGAAAAUGAUAAAAAUGAAAAUUACUUUUUUUAUUUGCAAAUUUAUAUUUAUCAUUUAAGUUAUCUAGAUAAAUGUAUUUUUAAUGAUACUAAUAACUCAUUAAAUUCUGAUUACUAUUUAAAAGAUGCAUCUGAUUCUUUCUAUGAUCUCAGUUCUUAUAGAGGAUAUUAUGAAAAAGAAAAUUUUGAAAAUAAAAAAAAUUUUUUUUUUUAUGAAAAUCAAAAUUCAUAUUAUCUUUUUAAAAGAAUAUUUCUUUUUCUUUAUCCUAAUAAAAAAACAGUAAAGAGUAUUAAAUUACCUAAUGUUAACAAUUUUUAUUAUAAUACUUUUUUUUUAAAAAUAGAGCUAAUUUUUCAUAAAAAUUUCCUUCCUUAUAAAAUGACACUCGGAGAAAACAAAGAUAAUUUUUUAAUUCAUAGUAGCAAUUCAUAUAAGAAUAAAAUCAUAAUGAUAGUAAAUAUUUUAAAUAAUGACAUUAAUUUGUUUAAAUUGCAUAUAGAAUUAUAUGAAGAUAUAGAUAAAAAUUUAGAAAAUAAUUAUUGUUCUUAUGCUUACUUAAACAUUACCUACAUAAAUGAAAUAGAACGUUCUGAAAUAAUUUUUGAUGAUAUUCUAAAUUAUAAUACAAUUAAAAUGCCAUUGUUACUAAAUAAUAUAUUUUUAAAAAAUUACAAUGCAAAAGAUGAGCAUAUUAAUGAUGAUAAUAAUAGUAAUAAAAUAGAACAUGAAAAGAAUGCAACGAUAUCUUUUAAAAAUCCUAAUUCAUUUAUUUUUAAUCAAUCUAUCAAUUAUUUUUUCCAAAUAAUUAAUAAUAAUACAACCAUUUUAUUGGUAGAAAAUAAUUCCUUUUUUAUUAUUUAUCAUUUUAGAGAAAAUUAUGAUAUUACUUUGAAAAUUUUUAAAUAUUUGAAUAAUGAAAAAUUAGAAAAUGAAGGAAUUAUAUAUGAUGAAAUCAAUAAAGACAUUCCUCCAGAAUCUGAAGAAAUUUUUUCUUUUUCUAAUAAACAUAUAUAUAUAUCUACAUAUUUAGAAAAAGGUGUAUAUAUAUUUAAGUAUGAGAAUAAUUUUGUACCUUUUUUUGUAAAAUUUAGUAUAAUAUGGAAAUAUGAAGACAAAUUAGUGAAAGAACAAAGUUAUCUAAGAAAAGAUAUAUAUGAAAAAAAUUUAAUAAAUUCUAAUGUUAAAGAUGCUUUAUCUUCAUAUGAUUUUAGUAAUAAUAUAUUGAAAAAUGAAAUUUAUUAUUUUUUUGAUAAAGAAUUACAAUGUGAUGAAACUAAAAACACUUUUUAUUAUAACAAAAAUUUAGAUAGUAUAACAUUUUUUCUGGAAGAAAUUAUGAAUAAAAAACUUUUUAAAACUUAUGAAGAUAAUAAUAUGGAAGCUAUUAUAAGAAAUAAUUAUGAAAAUUUGUUAGUUUAUAAAAGAUUUUAUAUUUGUUUAAAUGAUCGAUGGAAUAACAAUUAUAGUAAUGCAAAUAGUUAUAGUACAAAUAAUUCUAGUAAUAAUAAUUAUAAACUUUUUAAUAUGACUAUAGAAGUAUAUUCACAAAUCUAUAUAGAAAUAAAACCUCAUUUUUAUCUUUUUAUAUAUCCAUUUCAUUUAUCAAUAAGAUCGAAGGAUUCUUAUUUUAAAAUUUUCAAUAGAGACAAAAAUUUUAUCACAACUGAUUUAGACAAGGGUGAAUAUGAAAUAUACUUAUCUUUUCCUUCAUCAAAAGAUAUCUAUAUAAAAAAUAUUAUUUUUGAUUUAAUUAUAUUAUUUAUUGUAUUAAAUAAUAAAAUAUUACCAAAUGUGAAUGAAUCAAAUUCUAAUGUGAAUAUCUUGACGAAAAAAUAUGUUCACAAUGAUAACUGCAAGAUAAAUAGUUAUAAGUAUUUAUUUAAUAAAGUAAAUUUAGUAGAUAUAAAUAAAAAUGAUUAUUCUAUAAAUAGAAAUGUAGUUAUUUCUAAAUUUAAAAAUAAAUAUUUUCAAAAUUUUGAUAAAUAUUUUAUUAGUAACUUUCAUCAUGAAAUUUUUUUUACAAUUCCUGAAGAUACGUAUUUUUUAAAAAUUUUCUUUGUUUUUAUUAAUGAGCAUAUAGAAAAUAUAGAUGAAGAAAAUAAAGAAUUUAGCAAUUUUUAUGAUUUUUCAUCUAACUAUAUGAAUCAUUUUUUAAAAAUGCAUAAUACCAUUAGAAUUCGUGUUAUUCUAGAUGAAGAAAAAUUAGGAGAUAUAAAAAAUGAAUUUGAGAAUGAAGAAGAUAAUUCAUAUGUUAAGCCAUUAUAUUCUAAUGAAAAUGAAAAAUAUAUGUUAAAUUUAUAUAAAAUUAAAAAAAAUUUCAAAAUACUCAUACAAUCAAAUAAUGUUGAUUGUAAUUACUUCAAAUUAAUUUUAAUUCUUUAUCCUAUUAAUUUUUAUAAUGAGCUAAAUCACUACAAUGAUUUUCAUUAUAUUGAUAAAUAUUUUAAUGAAAUAUUUGAUACAUUAUCUAAAAAAAUAAAAAAAUAUGAAGGAAUAAUAUUUAAUGAAAAAAAAAUGUCAAAUUAUUCUUACAUAAAUUUAAACACAGAAAUUGUUUUUUUAAGACAUAAUAAUCAUCAAAAUUUUUUUACAUUUCCAUUGAAAAUUGAAGAGAAUUGUUACUUUAAAAUAAAUAUUGGUUAUAAUUUUUCUUUAGUUAGUUUUGAUAUUAAAUUAAUAAAAAAUAAUACAAUUAUUUCUAAUAGUAAUAAAAUGGCAGUAAAUUUAGACAAUUAUACUAUUAAUAUAUUUGAAAAUAUUAGUUUAUACUUAGAAAAAGGAAAUUAUCAAUUAGAAAUUUAUCUAUAUGAUUUAAUUGAAAAUGCUACUGAUUUACAUACUUUUAAUUUUCCUUUUUAUUUAGAACUUCAAAUUAUUGAAUUUAUUAAUGAAAAAAAUAACAAUACAUUUUUAUUAGAUGUUUUUCCUCAUAAUUCCAUAUAUAUUGAUAAAAAUUAUACUUUUUAUAUUGAUCUAAUAUUUUGGGGAAAAACAAAUGAAAAUAUAUAUUUAGAAGACUAUAAAAAAAAUAUUUUAGAAUUAAAGAAUAAGAGAAUAACUAAAUAUAGAAGUAUUGAAGUGUAUAAAAUAACUUUAUUAACAGAAGAAAUGACUCAUAUUGAACAGGAAUUCUCUUUAAAAUUUGAUAAAAAUAUUAAUUUAAAUGAAGAAAUUAAAAAAAAAUUAAAAUUUACUUUUUUAAAUGACGAUAUAAAUCAAGUUGAUAAGAAAAAUUAUAAUGUUGUAAUGAACAAGGAAGAAAAAGCAAAAUUUUUUGAAGAUCAUCAAAUAUAUGAAGAAAGUAAAAAUGAUUCUUUUUUAAUAAAGGUUGAAAAAGAAAAUGUUGAAGAGGAAAAUAAAAAUAACUACUAUUCACACAAACUUACAAAUCAAGAAGGAUUUUAUGAUGUUGAUAAAAUUGUUCUUAAUUAUAGAUUUAAUGAAGAAAAAGAAAAGAAUAAUACAUAUAAUAAUUUUAAUGAAUCAUUGAAUAAUGAAAAUAAUAAUAAACAUCCUUCCUAUAUAGAUUCAUAUAAAAUUUCCUCUACCGAAAAAGAUAACAUUGCUACUUUCAUUUUUAUACUCACUGUUUUUUGUAUAACAUGUGCAUUUAUUUUUCUACUAAUUAAAUUAUAUAAACAUUGGAGAUAUUAUAAAAAUUAUAACAUUAUUAACGGAAAUGAAGAAACAAUUAAUCUUUUUAAUAAUGAUGAUUUAUAA